AUACAUUAAGUACGAUCACUUCGUAUCAGUGAGUGCCGGCGCCAUGUUGGUUCAAGAAUUUAAAUUGUACGAGAAUAUUUUUAUUGAAACGAAUAUACAAGCGGCGAAUUACGAUGGAGUUAUUUUUAUUCUAUAUCCACAAGAGAUGAAUGUGGACCUUCCGUGCCAUAUAAACAGCUUUAUAGACAACAUUUCGAAGCUGGACAAACAUAUAUACAAAGUGCCUACAGUCUGGAAUUGUGACUAUGUGUCAGGAGGCCGUCUUGUACUCUCUCCAACGGGAAAGAUAACGCCAUACCAUGACGUAAGUGUCAUUAGAGAUGCAGCCAAGAAGGGUAUGGCUAGAGCGUUAGACGCUGGAAUGAAGAAACCACUGCUGGUCAUUGAAAAUGUGGUCAAUUUCCCAGAUGGACAACUCGUCGGUAUCCUUGGUGCGUUGGAAGCUAUGUAUGUGCCAUUACAAGUUCGCGAGUUUAAGGACUCGAAGAAUUUUAUCCAUAUAGGAUUCCAUUCUGAUGAAAAAAUUACUGAAGCAUUCGAGAAGGUUGUGAGAAAUGCUUUGGCGUUGGAGAGAUCGAGGAUAUUUGCGCGUGACAUCGCUGGAGGGGAUCCAGAAAGAAUGGCACCUGCUAAAAUUGUUGAGUAUGUGAAGCACUCGUUCGCUGGUGACACCAACAUAAGCAUCAACGUCAUUGAAGAUCAAGAGGUAAUUGCGAAGGAAUAUCCUCUGUUAGCAGCUGUAUCAAGGGCUGCCAAUAAUGUCGAAAGACAUAAAGCGAGAGUUGUAGAAAUUCAUUACAAUCCUUCUAUUCCAAGCCGCGUGAUUGAAACCCUAUUGUUGGUUGGUAAAGGAGUGACAUACGACACAGGCGGAGCAGAUGUUAAGAUUUCCGGUAGGAUGGCUGGCAUGUCAAGAGACAAAAGUGGUGCUGCAGCGGUAGCAGGCUUUUUAAAAGCUUGCUCCAUUUUAAAACCACCACAUCUUAAAGUUACUGGCGUACUAUGUCUAUGCAGGAACUCAAUUGGUGAAGAUUCGUAUGUAGCAGAUGAGUUGCUCAUAUCCAGAAGUGGUAAGUCUGUACGAGUGACGAACACAGAUGCAGAAGGCCGCCUGGCAAUGGCGGAUUCGGUGUUCAAAUGUUCAGAGAUUGCACUAAAGGAACUCAAUCCACAUAUCUACACAAUUGCUACGUUGACAGGCCACGCCAGGGCGUGCUAUGGAAACUAUACAGCUGCGAUGGACAAUCACAGCGCGAAAGCCGCAAACCACUCAGGCAAAUUGCUGUUCAGUGGUUCCAGGAUGGCUGAAGGCAUCGAAGUUUCCACCGUCAGAGCUGAAGACUUGGCUAUCAAUAAUGGUAAAUGUAAGGGAGACGAUUUGGUUCAGUACGACACUGAUGCGAAAUGUCGUAACCAUCAGUUGGCUGCUGGUUUCUUAAUCAAAGUGGGUGGUGUUGAGGAGAAUAACAUUAAAUACACACAUUUGGACAUCGCUGGUGGCGCUGGCUGUUUCCCUGAGGAGCCAACUGCUGUACCUAUUCUGACACUGUGCCACGCCCAUAAAGUUUUGACUAUGUAAUUUAAUAUAAUACUGUUUUAUCGUAAACCAAUAAUCAAGGUUUCGCGUGCCACAAUUGCGUGGUCACGGGUGACUGAAGAUGUUAAAUGUAUCAGUAUCAAUACACGCGAUUCCAUGACCUUAAUAACAUAUAAUUACCUAACCGCCAACGAGGCUUAGUUAAGGAGACAGGCUCGAAAUCCAGAGUUUGAUUUCCAGUAGAAUGUUAUUUAUAGGGAAUAAAACAUUGGAUAUUUUAGUUAAUAUAUUUUUAUAUUUAAUCAGAUAAAACAGUAUUGUAUUUUUACCAAAAAUGGUAAUAAGAAAAUGUGUAUUGAAUCAUGAUUUUUCAAUUAUAAAAGUCAGGUUAAGGGAAAAUGUUUUAAUUAUUUAUAGCGUACUAAAUACUUUAAAUAGGUAUUGUCUGUUUCAUUAUUUUGCCUUAAAAUAUUCGUAGUUCGUAGUUAUUCAUGGUUAAGUACGAUAAAAAUAGAUACUCAGGAUAAAUAAAAAACUAUAUUUCUACAUAGAUUAUAUAAAUGUUUUAUUAUACAGUUUUUCAUUAUUACAUAGCAAGAAUUAUAAUAAUUAAAUGAUAUAUAGAAAAUUAAAUCAAACUUAAAAACUUAAGGUGUUGUGGCAGUGUACCUAGUACAGUACUUUUACGUUGAGCGAGGAAGUACCAGCUCCGUGGUUACCGAUUGUACCUAUACAGAAUACACAAAUUAGUUUUUAUUCAAAUCAAUUUAUUAUUAAAAUUUCAUACUAAACAAUUAUACACUUUUUAAUAAUAUACUUUAUUGAAUUUGUUUAUACGCCGCCAUAGACAUGGACAAUCUAAUUUCUUUAAAUAAUUAUUGCAUAAUGUUAUUAUGUUUUAUUAACUGCGCAUUCAAAACCAUAUUCAAAUUGCUUGUACCUGUCCCAUACCUCUACCCCCUAGAUAAUAAAAAAGACUACAAAUUGUAUUCAGAAUAAAUUUCACUU
Molecule: messenger RNA, 2545 nt
Organism: Pieris rapae (cabbage white)
Lineage: Eukaryota; Metazoa; Arthropoda; Insecta; Lepidoptera; Pieridae
Gene: Dip-B
Product: putative aminopeptidase W07G4.4
Exons: 1
Coding region: 44-1579 (511 amino acids)
Biological process (GO): proteolysis
Cellular component (GO): cytoplasm
Molecular function (GO): metalloaminopeptidase activity; manganese ion binding
Source: RefSeq, a predicted model, not a curated record